AGUUUUUGUGUCUAUGCAAUCUAUACCCGGGUUAACCCAGGCACGCGGUUCUAGGUCAACGGAACACUGUGAGCGAGUUCUAUCACCACGUCACUCGCAGUAUUCAACUAGCGUGGAUACUUCAUUUAUACUAUAUACAGUUUAUAGUAUGUGAUAAGUUCUAAUUAUGACGUACCUGUAUUUCUAUAUUUUGUUGUUAAUUGUUCAAGUCUUGAAAUCGUCCAGUCAGACGACAGAAAAUCACACUUCCAUUUCUAUCUGUAUACUUCCUGUAGGCCUACUGGUUUGUAUACAGAUACAGCAAUCUCACAGACAAGAAACACUUGACUCCUCCACAAGUUCUGCGUCAACAGCAACUGCGCCAAAAGCAGCUUCAUCAAUAACUGCGUCAACAAAAAAACCCGCAUCAUCAACACCAGAUGUUUCGAUAAAAACUGCGUCAACCAUAACAUCUGGGUCGCCAACAACAGGUGCAUCAACUAAAGCAACAUCAACAGCAGAUAUGUCACCUACAACUGAAUUAGGAACUGCGUCAACAACAACAUCUGCGUCAACAGAUGCACCAACAACAGUAGUGUCAACAACAGCUGCACCAACAGUAGUGUCAACAACAGCUGCAUCAACAACAGCUGCGUCAACAACAGAUAUGGCAACAACAGAUAUGUCAACAACAGCUGCAUCAACAACAGGUGUGUCAACAACAGCUGUUUCAACAAAAGAUAUGUCAACAGCAGAUAUGUCAACAGGUGUGUCAACAACAGCUGAAUCAACAACAGAUGUAUCAAUGACAGCUGCAUCAACAACAGAUAUGUCAACAACAGCUGCAUCAACAACAGGUGUGUCAACAACAGCUGUUUCAACAAAAGAUAUGUCAACAGCAGAUAUGUCAACAGGUGUGUCAACAACAGCUGAAUCAACAACAGAUGUAUCAAUGACAGCUGCAUCAACAACAGAUAUGUCAAUAACAGCUGCAUCAACAACAGCUAGAACAACAACAGCUGCAUCAGCAACAGCUGCAUCAACAACAGCUGGGUCAACAACAGCUGCAUCAACAACAGAUGUAUCAAUGACAGCUGAAUCAACAACAGAUGUAUCAAUGACACCUGCAUCAACAGCAGCUAUGUCAAUAUCAGCUGCAUCAACAACAGCUGCGUCAAAAAUAUCUGCAUCAACAAAAGCUGCGUCAACAGCAGCGCCAACGAGAUUGAAAACAACGUUGUCAUCAACUACGUCUGAUACCACAGUGAAUUCAGCUAAUGGGGAAUCUUCUGGACUGAGUGUUGGAAGUAAAGUGGCGCUUGGUAUCUGCAUCCCUAUACUAAUUAUCAUGGCAGUGGGCAUCGCCGGAUUCUUCGUCUACCGAAGACGAUACCACGCCGGGACGUGGAAGCUGGACACCAUCGCCUACAAACCUUGGUCUUACUCCAAUGCCAGUUACCAUGACGACGAGGGUGCGUUAAUUAUGCCUAGCCGCUCGGGAUAUGAGAAGCUAUGACCUAUCGGCGUGACGUCACCGGGAGAGGGAGAAUUCGUUGGUUUUCUUAAUAUUCAUGAGGUCACGACGGGACCAUGACCAAUGAGGAAACGUCAAUGGGAUAUUAAACAUUGAGCAGUAAUAUGUCAAAAUUACAGGAUUGUGUUUGGAGGGGGUGGGGGGGGGGGGGACUUGUAGUGAAACUGAAACGCGUCCUUGCCCAUCCUCCAGUUAAACCUUGACGUUAAAAUAUUAACAAUGGAGACACAAUUGUGAAUAGAGUAUGUGUGUGUACGGAUGGAUGGAUGAAUGGGUGGAUAAAUAUAUCUGUGUUUAUUUACGUAUACAUGCAUAAAACAAGAAUGUAUGUAUGUAUGUAUGUAUGUACUGAUGUAUGAAUAUCUAUAUAUUGCAUAUAUGUCGAGGUUGACGAUUACAUACAUAGAUAUUAACACACUUGCGCAGGAGAUAAUUAAAUCCUUUCUGG
This is a messenger RNA of Gigantopelta aegis, 1961 nucleotides long. Its product is annotated as mucin-22-like. The transcript is spliced from 5 exons. Bases 167 to 1495 code for a protein of 442 amino acids. The record is from RefSeq and is a predicted model, not a curated record. Lineage: Eukaryota; Metazoa; Mollusca; Gastropoda; Neomphalida; Peltospiridae.